AUGGAAGAUAACCAUCAAGUAGCUGUGAUUACUGGUACCAAUAGUAAUCUGGGUCUAAAUAUUGCGUACCGUUUACUGGAGAAAAUAGACCCAAAAACUAGCAUUACAAUUGUGGUAACCUCAAGGACACUACCAAGGGCUAGAGAAGUAAUUGAUUUGAUCAACGCGUAUGCAGAAAAACUGGGAAGACCGAGUAUGGUCGAUUUUGACUAUCUUUUAGUGGACUUUACGAACAUGGUGAGUACAUUGGGAGCGUACUACGAUCUCAGCAACCGGUACAAGAAGAUACACUAUUUUUUUGUCAAUGCAGCGCAGGGGGUAUACGAGGGAAUUGACUGGUGGGGAGCUACGAAAGAAGUAUUGACAAGUCCCCUCGAGGCAGUCACAAAUCCUACGUACAAAAAACAGCAGGUUGGCAUCAAGUCCAAGGACGGUAUGGGUCUAGUUUUUCAAGCAAACGUGUUUGGCCCAUAUUAUUUGAUUCAAAAGAUCCUACCCCAAUUAACAGCAGGAAAGGCUGUUAUUGUAUGGAUUUCAAGUAUUAUGUCUGAUCCAAAAUACCUUUCACUCAAUGACAUCCAGCUCUUGCAAAGUAAUGCGUCUUACGAAGGCUCGAAGAGACUAGUAGAUCUUUUACACUUGAGCACCUACAAAGAUCUGAAAAAAUUAGGAAUUCACCAAUAUGUGGUUCAACCUGGUAUUUUCACUAGUCAUUCAUUUUUCAAAUAUCUCAAUGUGUUCACAUAUUACAGCAUGCUGUUUCUGUUUUAUCUCGCAAGAUUUUUGGGAUCUCCAUGGCACAAUAUUGAUGGAUAUAAAGCGGCCAAUGCUCCAGUUUAUGUCGCGACUCUUGCUAAUCCAAACUUUGAAAACCAAGAGGUAAAGUAUGGAUCGGCUACAUAUAAAGAAGGAAUGGAAUACAUUAAGACCACCGACAUAGAUCCAACUGGUGCAUCUGAUGUUAAGGCCUACGUGGAUGGGUUGAAGAAGGAAUGGGACGAGAAGUUGAAAGAUCAGAUUAAAAACUCUCGCCAAGUAGUUUAG
This is a messenger RNA of Lachancea fermentati, 1044 nucleotides long. The record is from the annotation of a GenBank genome assembly. NCBI's taxonomy places the organism in Eukaryota, Fungi, Ascomycota, Saccharomycetes, Saccharomycetales, Saccharomycetaceae.